This is a messenger RNA of Mesorhabditis belari, 990 nucleotides long. The record is from the annotation of a GenBank genome assembly. NCBI's taxonomy places the organism in Eukaryota, Metazoa, Nematoda, Chromadorea, Rhabditida, Rhabditidae.
AUGAUCGCUUUCUAUUGGGGUUUCGGAAUGGUGUGGUUUGUGGGGUUUCUCUCGUCGAAUCUCCCCUCGACAAGCCAUGCUCAAUCGUGCUUCUCGUGUACCGGGAUUUGCCACUCGGAGCCAUGCAAUUGCCAGAUGGGUUUGUGCAGUUCGGAGAUGUGUUUCAUUGAGCGAAAGCCUACCGAAAUCAAAGGCUCAUUUCGGAUCACAAAAGGCUGUAUCGAGAACCCGGCGAGAACUCAAGAGAUAUGCGAUUUCGAUCAUUUCCCUGAUCAUCUACAAUGUGUUUGUAGAGGUCAUAACUGUAACGAUCACAUCUAUUUGCUACAUCAAAGUUUUCAAUAUCGAAAGAAUAUCACUUGCCGGAAAUGCUCGGAGAGAGAUCCCGACUGUGGGGAUACCUGCUAUGGGCAUUGGUGUCACGAGGAUUCAGCCACUGGAGCAUCCGGUUGUGGCUAUGGUCCCCCAUCACUUCCAUUUUUCCAUAAAGGACCCGAGCUUUUCUAUCAUACAUCAAAGAUUUGUGUGACAAUGAGCAGAGGCUCCGGUGUACCGCGACGACAUUGCAUCUGCAAUCGACCUUACUGUAAUCAUGCAAAACAAGCAUAUCGGAAUGCACAGCCGCCUUCUCCCCAUGAUCUUCCCUUUCGCCAGUGCUAUAAUUGUGAUGUGAACGCACAAGAGGCGGCGAUCACCGCCUCGUGUAAACAGAAUCGAUGCAUUGGCCAUUAUUGCACAUUUGCUCGUCAUCAACAACUCUUACCGAAUGGUCAACAAAUUACCUCGGAGAAGCAAGGAUGUAUGAAUGUUUCUAUGAGUAGUCAGAUUCAACUCGGUUGCGCGAAGAAAUGGCUACGUGGAGAAUUCGUGGAGGAGUCGUGUGCUUGCAAUAAUUACGAUUUAUGUAAUCGUGACGUCUACACAGCAGCCACCUCUCAAAGAAACCCUUUCCGACUUUUCAUUUUGUUUUGCUUGAUUCGGAAUUUCUUU